AUGCGAAUAUCAACUAUAAACGAUUGGUUUAAAGUUGCUUUUCAGCAAGCAUAUAUUAAGUUUUUUGACUAUGAUUCUUUUGACACCAUAAAAAUAAUUGGUAAGGGAGGAUUUGGCACUAUAUUUAGUGCUUAUUCAAGUGAUACUGAAAAAAUUGUAGCUUUAAAGAGUUUAUAUGCUGAGGGUUCGAUUGAUGAAGGAUUUGUUGGAGAGCGAGAAAUUCCAAUUGAAGAAACACCAAUUGACUUUAUGAAUCUUUAUUGUGAUGCUUGGAAUGUUGACCCAUCACAACGUCCUACCAUUUCUGAAAUCCGUAACAGAAGCUGUUGA
Molecule: messenger RNA, 330 nt
Organism: Cetraspora pellucida
Lineage: Eukaryota; Fungi; Glomeromycota; Glomeromycetes; Diversisporales; Gigasporaceae
Source: the annotation of a GenBank genome assembly